This is a messenger RNA of Drosophila subobscura, 1033 nucleotides long. RefSeq lists its product as uncharacterized. The transcript is spliced from 2 exons. The coding region runs from base 104 to 790 and encodes 228 amino acids. The record is from RefSeq and is a predicted model, not a curated record. NCBI's taxonomy places the organism in Eukaryota, Metazoa, Arthropoda, Insecta, Diptera, Drosophilidae.
GACUCGAACAGAAGUACGACUUUAGUCGCUGGCAGAUACACACAGCUACCUAUUUGAGUGCUUAAUAGUCAGCAACAAAUGUUUAAUGGUUAGACGUUAGACCAUGCAAUCACAACUCGGCGACAAGUUCAUUUCUGAGGAUGAGGUCGAUGAAGGCCCGUCCACGGCCAGUGGUCAAACAAACAACCACCAUGUAGUCCCGCUGGGAAUCCUCAUGGUAGUCUGCACAAUGUGUCUCGUGGUCGCUGGGGCGCAAUGCAAUUACAGAUACUAUUUCGAGCCCGGAGUUGCUGCCCUCGAUGUAUACGGUCCCGAUGUCUCUCUCGACGAAGGCUAUCCGGAAACCAUUGAGGAGGUGCCAGCAAGCAACCUCGGAUGCACAAAGCUUGAGGUCUUCGGAAAGGAAACCGCACAACAAAAUGGCACCACUCCGACUGGCAACCGAAUGGCCAAGCCAUCUCAGUCCAAGGCCGCCAAGCGAACUCGAAAUGGAUCAGGUGGAAGCGCUGCUAGUAAGCGCACUCGUGGGGCUAAAGCUCUGGAGAGUAACAGGAGAAAGCAGGAGACCGCCAAGAAGAGCAACACGGCAGAGCCCAUAAUAUAUCUGUUUGCCCUGGUCUUCAUUUAUCUGCUCCUAAAGGCAGCAUCCGACAUCAAUCAGCACUACAAGUCGAAGAACAAAGGGGACAAACGUUUGCGCCGUUGCUCGUUGCAAUCCUAUGCGCAAAUACACAAGCAGGAUCGGAGGGCCUCAAAAGGUAUUUCUCCAAAAACUUUGCCAAAAUUUUAGGGGUUUCAUGUAACUCGCUGGGCCGAAGAUUACACAUCCGUUCAGGUUAAUGAGGGAACAACUUAAACAUCUAAAUGUUAUCUACUCUACUCUACUUGUAUUUACUACUACCAUUAAUUUUUGUAUACUUGGAAACUUUCUAUACUGUGAAGCACUUUGUCCAUUAUGAGAGCUGACUUUCUGACUAUUUCAGAAGAACAACAAACCCCUUUAUAUAUUGUAUACUUUUGAUCUCUAAAAUCC